GUGCAGUACAACAGUUUGGGUAUGAGACUGUGCCGGUACCAGACGUGUUAAACAGACAGACAGUGUAAUAGCAACAGGGUGGGACGUCCAAGGUCGACUCUGAGAUGGAGCGUGGCAAGGGACGCGGCGCUGCCAGACGAAAGAAAAGUCCGGAACCACAGUCUCCAGUUAGCAAGCGAGUGCGAACAGAGAGCAAUGUGAGCCCUAAGGCAUCGCCAGUACCAAAGCUCUCAGGUCAUCCGCUUAGACCUCGUAAGAAACCUGUACCUGAUAUUGUCCUUCGCAGCCGCACUAAUAAUCAGGUGAAAAUCCACGAGGAUUACACAUGUAUGCUUUACAAGACAGAAAAGGACGGAACCAAGUUCUGCCUCCUGCAGGUGGCUUGUUUCAAAGAAAAAUAUGUCUUCUUUAUGCGAUCAGGACUCAAGGGAGAAGAUGGGAAGUGGCAUGCUGCCCGAGAACCUAACGUGAAGGAGGCGAUGAAGUCUUUCAAAAAAAUGUUCCGAGAGAAAACGGGGGUUGGCUGGAAUACGAGGGACAGUUUUGUUGCCCAGCCCGGAAAGUAUAUCCUGGCUGAAAAAGAUGAAGAUGAUGGUGAGAAGGAAGAAAUCUCAGAUGAUGAAGGUGGACAGAGUGCCGAAGAAGAAGAGAUUCAACCACUUGAUGAACGGACAGAACUUAUGGUGAAACUGAUUCUUGACAGGGACAUGUUUUUGGACCAACUUGCAGUCUUAAAGCUCG
Penaeus vannamei (Pacific white shrimp) is the source of this 741-nucleotide messenger RNA. Lineage: Eukaryota; Metazoa; Arthropoda; Malacostraca; Decapoda; Penaeidae. The record is from RefSeq and is a predicted model, not a curated record.